Messenger RNA from Condylura cristata (star-nosed mole), 2198 nucleotides. RefSeq names its product transketolase-like 1 (gene TKTL1). The transcript has 12 exons. The record is from RefSeq and is a predicted model, not a curated record. Gene Ontology annotation, molecular function: transketolase activity; thiamine pyrophosphate binding. The coding region runs from base 1 to 1626 and encodes 541 amino acids. Lineage: Eukaryota; Metazoa; Chordata; Mammalia; Eulipotyphla; Talpidae.
AUGUCAGUGCUGUUCUUUCAUAUCAUGAAAUACAAGCGUGGGGACCCGGAGAACCCCAACAACGACCGAUUCAUCCUCUCCAAGAGACUGUCGUUUGUUGAUGUGGCCACUGGAUGGUUUGGCCAGGGACUGGGCGCUGCGUGUGGCAUGGCCUAUACCGGCAAGUACUUUGACAAGGCAAGCUACCGGGUAUUCUGUCUCAUGGGAGAUGGUGAGUCCAAUGAAGGCUCCGUCUGGGAGGCCCUGGCUUUCGCUUCCCACUACAGUCUGGACAAUCUCGUGGCCAUCUUUGAUGUCAACCGCCUGGGCCACAGCAGUGGCGCCAUGCCCCUUGAGAGCUGCAUCGAGGUCUACCAGAAGCGCUGCGAAGCUUUUGGGUGGAAUACUUACGUGGUGGAUGGCCGUGACGUGGAGGCACUGUGCCAGGUGUUCUGGCAAGCAACACAAGUGAAGAACAAGCCCACUGCAGUGGUGGCCAAGACCUUCAAGGGCCGGGGCAUUCCAAGUGUUGAGGAUGCAGAAAAUUGGCAUGGAAAACCAAUGCCAACCGAGAGAGCAGAUGCAAUUAUCAAAUUAAUUGAGAGUCAGAUACAGACCAGUAGGAGUCUUGAGCCAAAGUCUCCUAUUGAAGACUCUCCUCAAAUCAGUAUCAUGGAUAUAGAAAUGAUCUCUCCGCCUGCUUAUGAAAUCGGAGGCAAGAUGGCGACUCGCAAAGCAUGUGGAUUGGCGCUGGUGAAGCUGGGUCAUGCAAAUGAUAGAGUUAUUGUGCUGGAUGGUGACACUAAGAAUUCCACCUUCUCUGAGCUGUUUAAGAAGGAGCACCCUGAGCGCUUCAUCGAGUGCUUCGUUGCUGAGCAAAACAUGGUGAACGUGGCGCUGGGCUGUGCUGCCCGGGAUCGCACCGUGGCUUUUGCUUGCUCCUUCGCUGCCUUUCUGACCCGAGCAUUUGAUCAGAUCCGGACAGGAGCCAUCUUAGGCAGCAACAUCAACCUCAUCGGAUCGCACUGCGGGGCGUCCGUCGGGGAAGACGGCCCCUCCCAGAUGGCCCUGGAGGACCUGGCCAUGUUCCGGACUAUUCCUGACUGCACUAUUUUCUAUCCGAGUGACGCAGUCUCCACCGAGCACGCUGUCUUUCUGGCAGCCAAGACCAAGGGGGUAUGCUUCAUUCGGACCAGUCGACCAGAGACUGAGGUUAUUUACACCCCACAAGAAAGCUUCCAGGUCGGAAAGGCCAAGGUCGUGCGCCAUGGUGUGGACGACCAGGUCACAGUCAUCGGAGCAGGGCUGACUGUCCAUGAAGCCUUAGCAGCUGCCAAGGAGCUCUUCAAGCAAGGUAUUUCUAUCCGUGUCAUCGACCUGUUUACGGUCAAACCCUUGGACGUUGCCACCAUCGUCUCCAGUGCCAGAGCCACGGGCGGCCGGAUCAUCACUGUGGAGGACCACUACCCAGAAGGUGGCAUUGGGGAGGCGGUCUCCACAGCUGUCUCCAUGGAGCCUGACAUCCUGGUCCAUCAGCUGGCAGUGCCCGGAGUGCCUCGGAGUGGAAAGUCAAGUGAGCUGCUGGAUAUGUAUGGGAUCAGUGCCAGACACAUCAUCGUGGCUGUGAGGUGCAUCUUAAUGAACUAAGAUAGCUGUUGGUCGCAGUCUUAAAAGCCUGGCACUUACAUAUAACGCUGCUUGUUGCCAAACCUCUUAAUGCUCUACUGUUAUACUUUUUUGUUAAAAUCUAACUACCUUCCUGUUAACCUUAACUAGGUGUCUAAUUGUAGCUGAGUCAUCAAAGCAGGUGUAGGACCUUAAGUCACAGAAUAGCUAACACAAGAACCACUGGAGGUUUUCUCAUGAGACUACAGAUAAGUAGGCUGGGGAUCAACACUAGGCCCAGAACAUGUGUCCUUGCACAUGAGCAAAGAUGCAGAGUCGAGUUGUGGCAGCAUCCGCCAGGCCACCACCUGCCUGCAGCCUCAAGGGUGUGGUGGGAGUGCAUUGGCCCUGGAAUCGCCUCUGCUGGUUGCGUCAUUUCCUACUGCGGGCAGAGGAUGUGGAGCAACAAAAGCUCUCAGGGUGUCCUGUUCUUGCAGUGACUUCCCUGUGAAGAGGACAUGCUGGUUAAAGUCACACCCAACUCACAUGUGAGGUUCCAGAAGUUUCUCAUUUGCCAAGUGACCAAACCAAAAUGUUAGCUCAGUUAUAUUCAU